Glycine soja is the source of this 1004-nucleotide messenger RNA. RefSeq lists its product as uncharacterized. The transcript is spliced from 3 exons. The record is from RefSeq and is a predicted model, not a curated record. Gene Ontology annotation, molecular function: protein binding. NCBI's taxonomy places the organism in Eukaryota, Viridiplantae, Streptophyta, Magnoliopsida, Fabales, Fabaceae. The coding region runs from base 93 to 854 and encodes 253 amino acids.
UGAUCGAUGAACACUUUUAAAGAAGUGAGGGCUGAUUCAGCGAACUUUCUUUCCACACUCAAACCUUCUCAAAGUCUCAUCAAUUCAAAACUAUGAGAGCUUCUCUCAUCCGAACCGGCUCCGUGCCGGUCCAGAACACGCUCCUCCCCGCUUCACCGCGAGUCUCACUCACGCGCCAAGCCUCCUUCGCCGCCGCCGACAAGAGUCUCGCUCAUUCUCCCAGGCUUUCCAUGCAUUCUUCCCACUCCAACCCCCGCAGAUUCUCGUCGGAGCGCGACGGCGAGAAUUUCGGCGUUCGCCGGGAUCUGAACCGAACCGGAUCGCGCUCGUUCCCGCCGAUCGUGCCUCACGAAGAGGAAUUCCUCUCCGACGCCGCUCCGCGCAAGCUCGGAAUCCGGCCGGAGGAUCUACGAUUCGGAGGUGGAGACGGCGGCGAUAACGGUGGAACAUGUCUCACCGGCGGAAACGGCCGCGAAUGGAUGAAAAUCGGCGCGUACUACGAGGAAAUGUUGAGGUCAAAUCCGACGGACGCGCUUCUGCUGAGAAACUACGGCAAAUUUCUUCACGAGGUGGAGAAAGACACGGCGAGAGCAGAGGAAUAUUACGGAAGAGCGAUUCUCGCGAACCCUGGCGAUGGCGAAUUGCUUUCUCUCUACGGAACGCUUAUUUGGGAAACGCAGAGGGACGAAGACAGAGCCAAAUCUUACUUUGACCAAGCCAUUCACGCCGCUCCUAAUGAUUGUACGGUUCUGGGAUCGUAUGCGCACUUCAUGUGGGAAGCGGAGGAGGAAGAAGAAGUUGUUAACGGAGGAGUGACGGAGAUAACGGCGACGGAGAUGAUCGCUGCUUUUUAAUUAAUGUAGUUAACUUAUUAGGGGGUUCAAGAAUAUGCCACAUGCGUGUUAUAUUUCUAAUUGGCGUUACACGAAUGAAAAGUAACUCAUAUACAUUUUUUAGACAAUUUUAUUUUUCAUUAGUUUAUUUUUUUAACAAAUAUUUCACUA